This is a messenger RNA of Mytilus californianus (California mussel), 2920 nucleotides long. Its product is annotated as neuronal acetylcholine receptor subunit alpha-9-I-like. Lineage: Eukaryota; Metazoa; Mollusca; Bivalvia; Mytilida; Mytilidae. Gene Ontology annotation, biological process: signal transduction; nervous system process; monoatomic ion transmembrane transport. Gene Ontology annotation, molecular function: transmembrane signaling receptor activity; acetylcholine-gated monoatomic cation-selective channel activity. The record is from RefSeq and is a predicted model, not a curated record. Gene Ontology annotation, cellular component: neuron projection; postsynaptic membrane; synapse. Bases 274 to 1800 code for a protein of 508 amino acids. The transcript is spliced from 7 exons.
UCCGACAUUGUGCUGUGAUUUAAACGUUAUGAAAACAGCUGUUUGUUCGGAUUUUAAAUCUUUUAAAUAACAUAAUCAUAUUUUUUAAUUUAGAAUAAGAUAGAUUAUGAAUAUUUUUGAAAUGAGUGAAAAGUACAAAGUUUGGAGAUUUCAAAUAUGAAGACAGAAGACUGAAAUAAUUUUGCCAUUCAGAAGUAGUCAUUAUAAAUAAUUUACAUGUCACUGUAUAGGUAAGAAAAGGCGUUCAACGAUCAAACUAUUUGAUGUAGAGAAAUGCUGAGAGAUAUUGGUUACGGAAUACUGUGUUUUCUGUCCAUUUCGGCGAUUCUGACUGUCGUGUCUACUGAAUAUCAGAUUUGUAUUAAUACGACAACUCCAAUGUUAACAGAUGAACAGAGAUUGUAUAUGGUAUUAAUGAAUAAUUAUGACAGCAAUACUAGACCAGUGUUUAAUGCUUCACAACCAGUUAACGUCACCAUCGGAAUUACACUAACACAGAUAUUUGAUGUGGAUGAAAAGAAUCAAGUCAUAACUACAAAUAUAUGGCUAGAUCAGAGUUGGAUAGAUGAAAAGAUUAAGUGGGAUCCAAAAGACUACAAUGGGUUAACAGUAUUAAGGAUGCCAUGUAAAAGUCUGUGGUUACCAGAUAUCGUAACAUACAACAGUGCUGAAGACUAUACUGAUGGUUAUAUGGAAGCGCUUGCUAUGGUAUCCUAUGACGGAUCCGUGUUCUGGCCUCCAAUUGUUAAACUCAGGAGUACAUGUUUCAUUGACAUCACAUAUUACCCUUUUGAUGAUCAGAUAUGUAAAAUGAAAAUGGGAUCAUGGGCAUACGAUGGAUUUCAGGUUGAUGUUUUUAAUAGUAAAAAAGGAAUAGAUUUAUCGAAUUUUGUCAGUAAUGGUGAAUGGGAACUUGUAGGCGUCAAGUCAGUUCGAAAUGUUAUAACGUAUACAUGUUGCCCUGAACCAUUUCCGGAUGUAACGUUUAUGCUACAUAUUCGACGUAGAACACUGUACUACACAUAUAAUGUCAUAAUUCCAUGCAUUAUGUUAUCAAUUCUCACUUUACUUGGAUUUUGGAUGCGACCGGACAGUGGUGAAAAGGUCACGCUCGGAUUAACUGUGCUUCUUGCCUUUUCCGUGUUUAUGUUACUUAUUGCAGACAAUAUGCCAGCGACAUCGAAUUUUGUUCCAUUAAUAGGAAUUUAUCUUACUACCGUGAUGAGUUUAACAUCAGUCUCUGUUAUAUUAGCUGUAGUGACAUCAAAUAUUAAUCAGAGAGGAUUUCGUGAAGUGGACGUUCCGCGAUGGUUUCGAAAGUGUGUUAUUGCUUUAGGACGUGUAAUGUGCUUCCAAAUGAUACAUCUGACUAACGAAACUCCCGAGGAUAUACAAAUGAUCCCAUUGCAUAUAAAAGGAUACACACAUACAAUGAAAAAUACAUUUUCCAACGAUUCUGGGUGUAGUUUGAUUGAAUACGAGAAUGGCGACUGUCAUUCAAAUAAUCAGAAUCAUCAAAGUCAACAAAAUCAAAAAAUGACUGCCACGCAGUGUAAUAUCAGAGAAGGUAAUUGGGAACUUGAAGAAAUACUACGACGAUUAAAAAUUUUAAUAGAUAAAGAUGAUGAAAAGGAAAGGAUUGAUUUUUAUUCAAAGCGAUGGAUUGAAGCCGCUGAAGUCAUUGACAGAUUCUUUUUCUUGAUAUUUAUAUUCGGAACAACAUUAUCUUCUGUGCUGCUUUUAGUUGUUAUGCCUAUGAUCAAAUCAGUCAGUAUCGAGGGAGAAAUUCCAGUUUCAUAGUUUGGUUCAGUUUUGCUUAAAAAUUGUGAUAUAAUCCCUUGUCUUCCACUUUAUAUAACGCUUUAUUAUACAAUGUUUUUAUUAUUUAAGAUAUACCAAAAGUUAUGCAAAAAUCAGAUAAAAAGACACAUGACACCAUCGUUAUUGAACAUCAAUUUUGAUAUCCAUUUCGACAAAUGCAUUUCUUCAAAGAUACUUAAAGAUGAUUUAUUUUGGAAUCAGAUCCAGAACAAAAACUUGGAGAACUGAAUCACAAGAGAACAUAAGAAAUAACAUAUAUUUUUGGGGGAUUCCGUUCUAGAGUUACGCUACUUGAGGCAUAACGUGUCAAAAUAAUUAAAGUAUCUUCAUAUACUGUAUAUUUUAUUCUUCAAUGUUCAACAUUUUCAGAUUAUUUUAAGAACAAAUUAUUCGAAACUCACAUUUUUCGCGCCAGUUUUUGUCGAGACAUUUACAUUCCAAUUUAUAAGGCUCUUCACGGUAAUUUCCUGGCAGUAAUGGUAGUCUUUUCUAUACGUAACUGGUCUAAAAUUCAUACAGUAAACUCAUGAAAUUAUCUUAAUCAAAUGUUCAGCACAUUUAUAUGUGCGACAAUGUAACGAUAUUAUUGUAUUGAUAUAUAAAGUACAUAAAUAUGUUCUCUUGUAAGUCUGUAUUAUGCUUAGAUGGAAUCUUAAUUCAAUAACUAAAAUGAAUUCAUAUAUUACACUCUUUCUGGUUCAAAAUGAAAACUACGAAACACUAUAAUCGUACAGCUUUAAACAUCGACAACUAGGAAUUCACCUUUUUAUCAAAAGCACAUAUUUUGAUGAAGCCAAUCAGAUUUUAAAAACAAUACAUAUGCCAUAAAUCUAUCAGAUCUACCCAAGACUUUAGUCUAAUAGAUAAAGUCAAAUAUCUACUGCAUUGUUCCUUUUUACCGUCUAAGUUAGUGCAUAUCAGGAAAAACUGAAAAUCUUCAUCUUUUGAUUCGUUUGAAUGUGGAUUGCAUGACGGGUGAUGUAUGCAUAGCAAAAAAACCGCUUAUCCUGACGAUGCACAUAUUCUAGCUCCGCUUCGAGUGCAUGCAAUUCCCGUAAGUUUGAUCUUGUAUAUUAAAAAUUUAUUUACUAAUUUUGAA